AUGUCUCUAGCUAUACCCCAGGCCUCCCAGUCAGGGCUGUUCAAGCCCGGCUACAACAGCUAUGACGCUGAGGAUGGUGCCGUGAUACGAAAUAUCGAUGCGUGCAGAACAAUUGCCCAGACCGUUCAAACCUCACUCGGUCCAUAUGGCCGCAACAAAAUUGUCAUUAACCAUCUGUCCAAGAUGAUUCUGACUUCCGACGCUGCAACCAUCCUUCGUGAACUAGACGUAGUGCACCCCGCCGCAAAAUUACUAGUCAUGGCCAGUCAACAACAAGAGGCAGAGAUGGGAGAUGGCACAAACAUGGUCAUUAUUCUGGCUGGAGAACUGCUCAAGAAAGCCGAGGAAUUAAUACGAAUGGGUCUAAAAACAAGCGAUAUCGUGUCUGGGUAUGAGAAGGCGCAGGCCUAUGCUCUGAAGUGCUUAGAAGACUUGGAAGUUGACACCGUCUCUGAUGUUCGGUCCGCCGCCGAGCUCAGCAAAGCCCUUCGCACUGUUGUUGCUUCAAAGCAAUCUGGCUCCGAGGAUCUUAUUUCGCAGUUGAUUGCCCAGGCUGUGCUGGCCGUGCUACCCAAGAAUCCGGCAAAUUUCAAUGUCGACAAUAUUCGCGUAGUGAAGAUCAUGGGCGGAGACCUCGCUUCUUCCCAAGUCGUUAAAGGCAUGGUCUUUGGCCGCGAACCGGAAGGUCUGGUGAAGCGAGCGAAAAAGGCGAAAGUCGCCGUGUUCUCAUGCCCGAUCGACAUCUCCCAGACAGAAACAAAGGGAACCGUUCUGCUGAAAAACGCAAAGGAAAUGAUGGCCUUCUCCAAAGGCGAGGAAGCCCAGCUUGAAAGCGCCAUCCGAGAAAUCUACGAUACGGGAGUUCGCGUGUGCGUUGCAGGCGCGACCGUGGGCGAACUGGCUAUGCACUACUUGAAUCGAAUGGGUAUCCUCGUUGUCAAAAUUAUGUCGAAGUUUGAACUUCGACGCCUCUGCAGUGUGUGUAACGCCACUCCUCUGGCCCGCCUUGGAGCGCCCAUGCCCGAUGAAAUGGGCAGCAUCGAUGUCGUCGAGACCACUGAGAUCGGUGGUGACAGAGUAACCGUCUUCCGCCAAGAGUCUGAGACAGCGACGACACGUACAGCGACCAUCGUGCUGAGAGGCGCAACUCAAAACCAUCUCGACGAUGUGGAGCGCGCAAUUGAUGACGGUGUCAACGUUAUAAAAGCGGUAACAAAAGAUCCUCGACUUGUUCCAGGCGCGGGUGCAACGGAAAUGCAACUUGUGGAGAGAAUCAGCCAUUUCGCAGACAAGACGCCAGGCUUACCGCAGUACGCCAUCAGAAAAUAUGCGGAGGCGUUCGAGGUUAUCCCGAGAACGUUGGCAGAGAGUGCCGGACUGGAUGCGACAGAAGUGGUAGCAAGGUUGUACACAGCUCACCAACGCCGAGUAGGAUCCAGCGAGGAGGUGAAACGCCGGAAACAAGCAAAUGGCGAACAAGACGAAAGCGACGACGACGAAGAUGACGAGGAAAACGACGAUUCCGACGACUCUGCCGAAUCUGAUGAAUCGGAAGAACCUUACUGGACAACGGGUAUCGACCUGGAAGUCAGCGAACCAUCCGGUGUGCUGGAUGCCCUGGAAGAAGGCAUCCUGGACCUGAUGGUGACCAAGUCGUGGGCGAUUCGACUUGCCACGGAAGCGGCGAGAACGGUUCUGAGCGUUGAUCAAAUCAUCGUCGCGCGGCAAGCUGGAGGGCCCAAGCCACCAGGGCCCAAUCCGAACUGGGAUGAAGAUUGA
This is a messenger RNA of Fonsecaea pedrosoi CBS 271.37, 1779 nucleotides long. Its product is annotated as T-complex protein 1, theta subunit. Lineage: Eukaryota; Fungi; Ascomycota; Eurotiomycetes; Chaetothyriales; Herpotrichiellaceae. The transcript has 3 exons. The record is from RefSeq and is a predicted model, not a curated record. Gene Ontology annotation, biological process: protein folding. Gene Ontology annotation, cellular component: chaperonin-containing T-complex. Gene Ontology annotation, molecular function: ATP hydrolysis activity; ATP-dependent protein folding chaperone; ATP binding. The coding region runs from base 1 to 1779 and encodes 592 amino acids.